GUGGGGCCUGCGCCCAUGCUGCCUUUGCCGCGUAGCCAGGACUCCAUUUCCCAGCGUGCCUCAGGACGCGACGACAGCAUUUGUCCGAGAACUUCGGGAGUCGGGUCCCUGAGCCACAACUGCGGUAGCCAAGGCUGAGCGGAAGCCGAUGCUGAGUGGGCAGCUGCUCCGGCGCCUGUUCUCCAUGGCUGGUCGCGUCUGUUUGUCCCGGAGCAGCGCAGGACUGGGGACUAUCGGUCCCGUCGAGGCAGCCAUUCGCACGAAGUUGGAGCAGGCCCUGAACCCCGAGGUGCUGGAGCUGCGUAACGAGAGCGGCGGCCAUGCGGUCCCACCAGGCAGCGAGACGCAUUUCCGCGUGGCGGUGGUGAGCUCUCGCUUUGAGGGACUGAGCCCCUUACAACGGCACCGGCUGGUCCAUGCUGCCCUGUCUGAGGAGCUGGCUGGGCCAGUCCACGCACUGGCCAUACAGGCACGGACCCCGGCCCAGUGGAAGGAAAACCCUCAACUGGACAUGAGCCCCCCUUGCUUGGGUGGGAACAAGAAAACUCGGGGAACCCCUUGAGCCCCAGGAGAGGGAAGACCAGGAUGCUAAUGGUUUGUGAAUAAACUACGGGCUUUCUUCCGGUCAA
This is a messenger RNA of Mustela lutreola (European mink), 629 nucleotides long. RefSeq names its product bolA family member 1 (gene BOLA1). NCBI's taxonomy places the organism in Eukaryota, Metazoa, Chordata, Mammalia, Carnivora, Mustelidae. The coding region runs from base 149 to 562 and encodes 137 amino acids. Gene Ontology annotation, cellular component: mitochondrion. The record is from RefSeq and is a predicted model, not a curated record. The transcript has 2 exons.